Nasonia vitripennis (jewel wasp) is the source of this 10695-nucleotide messenger RNA. It is a transcript of the gene Pcl, whose product is annotated as PHD finger protein 1. Lineage: Eukaryota; Metazoa; Arthropoda; Insecta; Hymenoptera; Pteromalidae. Gene Ontology annotation, biological process: chromatin organization; regulation of DNA-templated transcription. Gene Ontology annotation, cellular component: nucleus. The transcript has 12 exons. Bases 4099 to 6714 code for a protein of 871 amino acids. The record is from RefSeq and is a predicted model, not a curated record. Gene Ontology annotation, molecular function: DNA binding; chromatin binding.
UCGUUCGAUGAAAAUUCAAAGCGGCGUUUCCUUGUCGCUAAGCUUACUUAUAAAAGGAUCGACCGCAAAGUUGACCGAUUCACCAGUGCAUCGUCACCGCGAAAACAUGCAGUUCUCCCAGAAGAAGGUCUGUCUAACCCUGGCGGUUCUCGCCAUCGCCGUGUCUUCGGCCAGCGCCAAGAGUCUCCAGAAACGAGACGCAAACCUGCUGACGUCGUACGACGAAAUGUUGAAGUCGAUCGACAAUCUCCGCAACAUCAUCGUCGCCGGUCCAGCCGUGGCACCGAUCGCCGCUGCAUCGAAGGGUAUGAUCCUCAUUCUUGACGAAGCGGUUGGCGGCAAUUUAGCCAAGCUCAUCAACAGCAUCAUGCCCUGCAAAAUCGACGGCACAGCCACCAGGUGCGAGGGUAAAGUAGACAUGAAGAGCGUUCGCGCGAUCGGUAAGAAGAUAGCCGAUCUCAUACCUCUCGAAUCGCUGCCCAAACCCGUGUCAUCUGUCGUCAGAAUCGCCAAGAGUAUGCUCUAGCUGUUUUGGCUUGAAAAUGUUGAAAGGACGUUGGAAUAAAAUCGAUCGUUCGAAUUUUUUUCAUUAUACCAAUAUUUCGAGCCCAUUCUCCGAAUAAAUCCAGAACCACACGGUAUCUCGACAUCAAAGAUCGGCGUCGCGCUUCGCUCCCGAUUUUCUCUCCUCCAAAAACGCCUCGUCACCUCCGCACCAUUUCGUUCCCAUCAUCCUCUUUCUCUCUUGGUCUCUUCAUCCCGAUGCGGUAAAACAAUGAGAAUCGCAGCGCUCGUGUCCCGUCGACGCGCGCGCGGGCAGCGCAGGAAAUAAAGCCAUAAAUUCCUCGCGGCUGGAUAUAUUCGACAGCAGACAGGGAAUUUAUGAAACGGAUCCAUAUGUAUGUGGCGAACCGCGAAUACAUAUACAUAUAUGCACAGCUCUAUAUAAGUAUAGGUAUAGUCCUCGCUUCUCUCUGCGGCUCCCUCUUCCUCUUCUUCUUCUUCUUCUUCUUCCUUCUCUGUCUCUAAUGCAUAUGCGCCGCGGCAUUAUUUCCGAGGGCCGCGUCCGAAAGAGAUCCGGCCGAAGGAGGUAAACAUAUGUGAGGCGCGAAUAAUUUGCCCUGUUAUCUCGGAAAGAUGCGCGCGCUUUAUUAUCCCCCCCGAGGUGUCGCGCGCGCGCGCGCGCGUGUUUGUGUGUGUGCGUGUGCCUAAUGGGAAAAAAUAUCACGUAUGCGUGUGCUGGCGGUCCGGAAAAAUCGAUACUCCGCUCGCGAAGUUUUUUCUUCCAUGGAAGAAAGCUCGGAUUGUCGAAUAUUUUGUUUACUGUCAUAAGUAUACAUACGAGAGCUGUGCAGACACUCCUGUAUCAGGAGCCAGCAGACCCUGCGCUACGUAAAAAUUUCUUCGCUUCAAUCGUUCGAAUUUCCCGCCAUAACCUCGAAACUCUCCUUUUAAAUAAUCGCGAUCCAUCAAGUCCCGAAAAAUUCCUGUCGCCAAGAGAAAUCGAUCUCCAAUUCGAUCGAUCACUCCAGCAAAAAGCCGUUCAAGGGCAAGGACGAUUCGGGCGUACGCGACUGCGAGGUUUCCCGUCCGCUAGAGGCCGCCACUGUGAUGUUCCCGGGCGACCGAACGCAAGUCGCAUCGUACGUGAGCCGACGAUGUUUGGCCGCGGCGCGAGUGUGUGCGUGCGCGCGUGUCGUUUACGGCUUAAAGCCUCGGCUGCAAUGGAGAACUCGCGGAAAAGAGAGAGAGAGAGAGAGAGAGAGAGAGAGAGAGAGAGAGAGGAAGAAGUGAGCGGCGUGUGGUAUUUCUCGACUGGGAUUAACCAUUUUUACGCUGCGCCGAGCGAUGAUCAUCGGGCCCGAUGAGAGCUCGGAAUUUUUCGCUGCGCUCAUUGCGCCGUGUAUUAUUGGUUCGACCGGUGGCCCGCUGACUAUAGGUGGGGUAUCAUUUGUUUUAAUUGGGUUUUUGGAUCGGAAUUCGGCCGGUUGGAUUUUUGCUCGCUUGGAGAGCGCGCGCGCGCGUGCGAUUCAGUACGUGGAAUUGUUGCGCCGCGGGUUUGUUAUUGUUUUUGGAAUUUUUAAAAUAUGUUCGAUGCGUUUUCCAAAAUAUUUUAAUGAGCGUGUAUUGCUUUUUUUGUUUGUUUACACAUUGCAUCGAGAUCCAAAACAUCUUUGAAGUAUUAAAAUUCCUCAGAAAUUGAAUUUGUUCCAUUUUAUCUUUACUUUUAUUCAACGGCUAUUUCAGUUUUGGACGAAAGUUUGGAGGAAUAUCAGGCGCCGUCGUAUUAUUUCACUGCACAAUUAAGCUUUUGUGACGUCAUUCUCGUUACAGUUUCUAGAUCUCUUGAACGUGCGCGAGACGUGCAAUAAAGGGCAAUUACUGUAUAAGACGUUUUCGCGCAGUAAUUUCAAAGGUAAGUGUUAAUAACCAAAGGGUUCCAAUUAUAUUCGUUAACUUGAUUCGCAUUUGCUAUAUCUCGUAAAAGUUGAAAAACUGAGUUGAAACGAUAUAUAUCAAAUCAAUAUCAAAUUUUGAUCUUUACACGACUCUCUCCAGUACAAACGACCUUGAGACUAUACUCCGAGUUCGCGCCGUGCAACCCAAACACAAUAAAUCACAGAGCCAUCAGCAAUGCCCUAAACCCUAUAGGUACAACGCGCAAAAGUUAAUAACACACGAAACCGCACUAAAUCCCUCUCUCGCUAUAUCCGCAUCUACAGAGAGAGAGAGAGAGAGAGAGAGAGAGAGAGAGAGAGAGAGAGAGAGAGAGAGAGAGAGAGAGAGAGAGCAAGAGCAAGUCCGCGCAAUUAACUUUAAAUACCCGAGCCCAUUAACGCGCGUACCGGCCCUUUAACGAACUCUCCUCUCCUUCGAGCUGCAUCACGUCAACGGCAGCAUCGGCCAAGGUCCCAAAGUAAGUAUAUACCCAUCCGCAGACCCUCUCCUGCGCUGCACCGCCGCGCGAGAGAGAGAGAGAGAGAGAGAGAGAGAAAGAGAGAGAGAGAGCCAAACAACGGCAGCAGUGGCGACCACAGCGCAGAGAGGCCAGCUGAUCGGAGAUCUCGCGGAGCGCAGGAGAAUACUUAGCGCGCAGGGCAGAAAAAAAGGACAGCGAGCCGUCCUCGCGACUGGCCCCGCCAUCUUUGCGUCUCUCUCUCUCUCUCUCUCUCUCUCUCUCUCUACGCGAUAUAUAUGUAUACACCGGUGAGUAAAAAAACAGCCGGCCCACAGUAUAGUGUUCUAUACACUUGUGCAGCACGCGAGUCGCCGUUGCGCAGCGAGCCUAAGCCCCCAAGCGUUCGCUCGCGAGCAUCGGCCUACGCGCGUGUUAGUGCGAGAGAGCACAUCGCUAUAACUCGCGCCGAGCUAUACCGUCGCGCGGCUUGUGUGUGCGUGUGUUUCCCUCGAAGAUGGCGGACGUGUUGGCCGCGGUGGCGGCGGCAGCUCGAGGAAGUUACGAGUUUCGUGAUGCUGCUCAGCCGCGCCGACUCUAGCGGCCGCGAGUCCUCCGAGUCGAGCGUCCUCGCGGCCGAGGAAGGUACUCCCGUCCUCCUCUUCGCCUAGGACAUCCUCCUACACAGCUAUAUACUCGGCACUAGCAUCACCCUCGACCAGUGCAUAGUGUGUCUCUCUCUCUCUCUCUCUCUCUCUCUCUCGCGCGCGAUAUAUUCAGAGACGCGCCCCUCGAGGGAAGCCUGUUGUCGCGCACGAGGAGCUGCUGGCUGAACCUCCUCUUCGGGGUGAAAAGUAGCCGCCUGUGUCUGUACCACCUACCACUACUCACGGAUCUUCGGUAAUUUCUCGAGCCGUUGCGGCGCGUGCUUUUGCUCCGUCUCUCUCGCACUCCCGGGUAGAGCAGAGAGCUCACUACCUAACUGCUGAUUCCGCUCCCUCCGUCUGUCCGUCUCUCCUCGCCUAAAUGGCCGACGAGCUGCGGUGAGCGAGGCUUCAGUACGCUGUACACACACAGACACACACAGACACACACACACACACCGCCGCGGCGACGACGACCUGAGCCUGCGGGAGGAUGAGCCACCCGGAGGAAGGACUUUUCUAAGCUGCACUGCCCGGAGAUCCAAGAAAGGCUACAAUAUGGCAGAGUCUGAGGAGAGUUCGGCAUCUCCGGAUAGUACAACAAGAGAACGCCUUGGAUUUGUCCAUGGUGAAGAUGUUCUUCUCCAGCACAAAGAUGGCAAAUACUAUCUUGGAACGAUUGUGGAGGUGGACCUGGCGGGAGAAAAGUGUCUUGUCAAAUUUAUGGACAACACAUCCGCCUGGUCAUCAGUUAAAGAACUGACAAAACUAGCAUCAGAAUCAGAUGUCACAUGUGUUCUGUGUAAAAAGUCCCAACCUAGAACUGACAAUGACAUUAUUACAUGUGACAAGUGUGGCCGUGGUUAUCAUCAGUUCUGCCAUCAGCCUCAAAUCAAGAAAGAGGAUACGCUUCCAGAUGCACAUUGGAAGUGUAAAAAGUGCUACGACUGUGAGCCUAAAGCCCCAAAAGAGAUCAAAAAGUCUAUGGUUAAACCAAACAUUAGAAAAGUAUGUAGUGGCAGAGAUCAACCGCUUCCACCACCAGAGGACACAACAAAGUUACCGUAUGAUCCUGAAAUGUUAAACUGGGAUUCACAUCACAGAGUGAAUGCUGAACAAAUAUACUGUUAUUGUGGUCUGAAUGGUGAAUGGUAUACGCAAAUGUUGCAGUGUGCUCGCUGUAAACAAUGGUUUCAUGAAAAAUGUAUUGGCUGUUUAUCGUACCCUCUUUACAGUGGAGACAGAUUUUAUGUGUUUGUUUGUUCAAUGUGCAAUUAUGGCAAGGAAUUUGUACGACGAUUAGAAUUAAAAUGGGUGGAUCUUGUUCAUUUGAUGCUGUACAAUCUGACAGUUUAUAACGCGAAAAAGUACUACGACCUAGAUACAGUGAUUGUACCUUACGCAAAUGACAAUUGGAACACGUUGCAGUUACCACCAAGAAUUCGCGACGUAACUGCACAGGUCCGUAGGGAAUCCAUACUCGCGAUAUUAACAAACAAUAGGAAUAGGUUUAAAUGCGGUAGAGAAAUAAAGAAGCGCACGACAAUUUGGGGAUUGAGGGUAAGGCUGCCACCGCCUUGUCCAGUCGUCAAUCUUCCCGAGACUGGCGUUAUUGACGACUCCGUGUUGCGGCGUUGCUGGGGUGCUAACAAAAGACUGCAAUUUCUUUCUCCGACUGCUGGGCUUUUGUCUUUGCCAGAAAGCACAAAGCAAUUACAUGCAUUGAAACAGAGCUUGGCGGAGAGCUUAGAGAUACCUGUAAACCCAUCGGAUGUAGUAAUGCGUGGUACAAUCUAUCAAAAUUCCGAGGUUGACCAGAGUUCUGGUCCUAGUCCAACUAAUCAGUUAUCCCAGACAUUAAGAGAAAGAUACAGCGGAGGCGGCUUUGUCAAGAAGUCCUUCCCGUUCCCAAAGCUCAGCAUGCAGAGGAGGCGACGACUGAUGACGACGACGCUCGUCAGCUCGCGCGAAAGAAUGCUGCGCAGGCAGAAAAAACGAGAUAAGACUUGCACCGAGGGCACAUUCAAGUCCCAGGGCAUCAGAGAAGCAAGGUAUCGCAAGGCUCGGAAACUGUUAAAGAAUGCUAUUGCCAAGAGUAAAUCUCGGAACGCGGAAGCUUCAGAGUUGCCGCCAACGCCGCCGACAUCGGUUUCCGGUCCUCCGACGCCACCGGCAACCACAUCUUCGGGCAUGUCUGAGAUCUCCGUACCGAGCUCCAUAGAACUUCUCCAUCCGCUGCAGCUUCCAACGCCUUCGACGCCGGCGGACACAAGCGGUGACGAGACGAGCUCCCGAGGUACAUUAGACUCGUUCAUCCCACCGCCCAAAGAUUUUGAGGGCAAAAACAAUCCGUUCAGAAAUCUCAGUGAACUGCUGGGUGUCGUGGUACCCUCGUCUCAGGGUGUCUGUAGUAAUGGUUCGAGCUGCAGUAGCAGCAUUGCACCUACGCCAGUCUUCAAUCAAAGUCCGAUCACGUUGCCGCUGCCCCUAACGCCUGUCAUCUCCCAGCCACCUAUUGUACGUCCGGCUAAAAGGCAACUUUCCGAGAAAGAUAUCAUUAUUGAUAGGAAUGGACAGGUGAAGAGGAGACGACAGCAUAGACGCGGAAGACCGCCUUCGCAACCGCAGUCACUCAGAUACCAGCAUACAGCGAGCAAGACCGCGGCAAUCCUGCCGGCACGAAACAGCGAAGUCAAGAACAGUGAAUUCGCCCGCAACCUGCGCAGUUCUUUCAACAACGCAUCCGCACCACAGCAACAAAUCGGCAACUAUGUAGAUUACGCAUUAAACGGUCGUCGAUUACGCCAACGUGGUCCUAGCACUGAUAAGCUCCUGCCGCCGCCAAUGCUUCCGGAGACGAGCGGCGCUAGCGCUAACAACUCAUCACUGCCAACAGCUGCAGCAGCUGUGAAAAAACCGCAGUCGCAGCAACAGCAACAACCCGGCGCUUGUGGUAACUGCAGCGGCAGCUUGCCCAACUCGCCGGUGAAGUGCUCGCCCGUGAAAAAAAAUGCGCCCGACAUAUCCAUGGACGAUCUCAAAUCGUCAGUGAACAUGUAUUUUGGCGCCGCAAAUAGAAUAGCUUCCGGUGAAAAAUUCAUGGUCCGGGCCAAACGCAGUGGUCCCAACGGACGAGCUCAGUAUCUCAUCGAAUGGGAGGGUCCGACUACCUAACGAUUUUAAACGCGAAUGGUCCUGUUAUGUUCGACACAUUUCUUUAUUGCUUGUCGAGUACGUAGCUUUGUUUAUCUAUUUAUUCUGUUUUUCUCAGUUUUUACUGAUUUCUUUUCUCCUUGUUCCAUUACUCUUGAUUUGGCUUAAAAUUCUAGCAUUUACGGAGUAAUAUCCGUAACUAAAUUGUUUUUAAAAAACGCAUGGAUUUUACCUUGCUAGCGCGGCAUUUGAAAAUCACGCAGUGAUGAUGGUGUUCUACAACUGGAAAUCUAGAUUUUCCAUUAUUUUUCUUUUAUGAACAUAUAAUAACGUAAUUUCGAAGCCCACGCGCUUUUGAGUGUUAACUGAACUUCGUAAAAUUACGAAACUAUUAACACGAGUUCAUGCGAACUAGAUAAUACGAAGCAAGAUUUACAUGAAUUAGUUCAGAUCACCCCUUUUUCAUGCACAAUCCAUUUAACGGUUCCGUUGCUGGUCGACGAAUUACAAAUACAUUGCUGAUCUUGACUAUGAGAAAAAAUUAUCCUUAACUCUGCUGGUGCAUUGUUUUGUACUUAUUACCUACGGAAUUUUGUAUUAUUUCCGUAACUUUAACAAGUGCAUACCGUCCACAAUCUCGUUACAAAAAUAGUCUAUUCGUAUAAAUCUUCGAAGAAAACACUCACAAGCGCUGGCCAUUAAAAAUAAUUUAAAAAAGAUGUUUUUUCACUUUAUAUUCGACGAAUAUUCUUAACUUAAAGUGACCUAACAAGAAAGUCGGUAAAAUCUGUAUAACUGGAGAUCAAUGUGAUGUCUCCGAUUCUGGGGAUGAAAGUUAAAUGACAAGAAAACCAAUAAAUCAAGCAUAAAAGACGGUCGUUCCUCUAAAAAUAAACAGGUAUAUAAUUAGGGAAUCUGAGUAGAAUCCGAAUAGAUCUGUGGAGAUUAUUUUUCGAUACGACUGUAGAGGUAGUCUUUGGUAACCAUAAUCAACUUAUUACCAAUUGAACGUCACGUACAUUUAGUGCGAUUUUAAUGUAUUUAAAUGUUUCCACUAUAGACUUAUGACAAGUUUGCAGAGUCAGAAAGUAAUAUGCAUACAUUUGUACAAAAAUCACCAACAACCGAUACGCGACUUUUAAACCAAAUGACUACCCCCUGUAAAAAUUGAAUUUGUACCUUGCAAGAUUUUUUAACCGCAUGCGUAUACUUGAAGAAUCAAAUGAGGAAAAACCAAAUGAUGAAUGUUUAUAUAAAUGAGCUUAUUAGGUAAAGAUUUAUGUCGAUUUUUUUUUGUAUACGAUUUAUUAUGAUAAAUUUUACAUUUUCAUACAAAUUUAUAGUUUUGCCGACUUGAAAAAUGGACUGACUGUUGAAUGUACAUGAUUAACUGACUUAAUCAAACUACUUUCAAUAAUGGUCACUCGAAGCUUCCAGAGUCAGUGAAAAAUCUCUUUUGUCAAGAGUAAUUCAACGAAUGGGACUUUGAACGAACUCUUUGUAAACUAACGCUGCCCUUUCUCCUAUGCUCAGUUUUACUGUUCAAUAUUUCCGUGCAAAAGUCUACUUUAACUGCCGUGUAUACCUCGAGGUAGUCGGUCGAGCUCUGUGAAUUUUUGCGAUAGGCUCGUAAAAAGAGAUCGAAACAACUGCUUCUGUUGCGUAUCUCCUCUUAUUUUUCUGCCGAAUCGAAUGCAUGAGUUGAAGACGUUUGUAUUAUGUUCAAUCAACCAUGACAUGGCGCGUCGUGGUGUGAAGCUAUGUAAGCAAGCGUAAUAUGAUUUAUUAUUCCGUUAAGAAAGUAUAGAUUUAUAGAUGUGUAUAUUACGUACAAAACGCUAAACUGUCAGGCUGAAAUAAAAGGAGGUAAUGGAUAUAAUGGACACUGCCAAAAUACAAUCUUAUACGAGAGCCUGAAACUGCUGGAUGCACUAAGCUGUAUUUUUGUUUCUGUAUUCUUUUUUUUUAUAAUUUUUUUAAGUUUUUAUUGUUGUUCAUAAGCUAUUUUCUUUGAAUUAGCUUAAAUUGGAGGCAUAAGCUUAGCACAUUUUUACUUACGGGAGGGACAAAACGGAAAAAAAGUAAACCAACUUGAAAGGCCUUUGUCAACCUUUUCGUGGAUUUCUAACGCUGUAUGUCGUGCGCAUAUAAUGACCAAAGUUAAUCUGAUCUGAUUGAACAUUAGAAGACCUAAUUAUAAGCAAAAUUUUAUUGAGCCGUCUGUUUCGACGGGUGAGUACCGAUAAUCCGGAAAAGCUGUUGAGGCGUUUCAAAGGAUUGACUCGUACAUUGAUUCCUAAUUAAAGUAAAAUAUGAUGGUUUUGAAAAGAUGUAAAUUCUAGUGAUUUUUGAUUAAAAAUAAAAAGGGACACUCGAAAUUUUAAAAUAUUAAAAAGUUUGCCGAUAUCAGAUUGUUGCGCUGUCGUUCUAUACGAAAAUUAAAAAGCAACUUCUCUUAUCGGUGUAGCUUGAUGUGGCUAUGAAAUGUUUGUCGAAUUAUCAUUAAUGGCCACAUAUAUAACUAUUGAAAAAUUAUAAAUACAAAGACUUAUAUUGUAAAAGUUUAGGCCUUAAUUGUUAGGUAGCGUAUUAAAAAAGAAAGACGAAUCCCAAAGGCUUUCGAGAGCGGUUUACAACGCUAAUUUAGCAAAUUUAUGAGAUCGUUUUGCGACAAUACAAUAUGUUGAGCGUUUCCCUCGGCUUUUACGUGAGAAGUUUAAGCAUAUCCUUUGUCAUUUAUAACGAUCUUAUACUUUGUUGCAUAGUAGGCAAAAUUACAUUUAUACACUCUGCGACUUACUGUACUGUCAAGUCGAUGAACUAUGCAAAAUCCAAGAAGUUCGACCAAAUUUUCGCGGAAAAUAAUUGUGAAACGUUUGAACUUGCCGCGAACAUAAGUAAACGAAAAUGUGCACGAAAAGCUAGAUGAAGAAUUACUGCCAGUAUCGUAUGUAAAUAUUGAUUCAUUUUUAUAUAUAAGAUUAAACAAAAACAUGUAGCCAGGUAUACAUAAGUUAUGCAUACAUGCUACCGUUUGUAUGGCGUUUCGAGUUUGUACGAAUGCAUGUGAUAAUUGUAAUAGUAAUGAAUGGGUAUGUAGUUUAUAAGGUCUGAUGUUGGAAUUGAUUCAAAGAGAUAAAUGAAAGAAUUAUAGUUCUUUUUUUCCUUGAUUGUUCAAAGAGCGGAGGGUUCAUAAAAAUCAUGUGAAAUUUGAGAUUUUUGUUUAACAAAUUUCUGCAAAUUACGAGUUUAGUUCUUAUUAAUAUUUAUUAAUUUGAAUAAAUAUUGACACUUUUUUAAAAAUCUGUUUACGUAUGUUGUAUGAUAAUUAAAUUAAUCGAGCAAGUUGUUUCAGAUAACUUAUGCAUGCCAGAACAGUGUAAAAAAAUUUCUUUUAGUGAAAACAAAAACCAUCGUUGCUUGCGAAUAUUUUUUUUCGGUCGAAGUUUGCGAAUUAAUUGGUCAUUAUCUUCUUUUGAGUCGAAGAAAAAGUGUACAUUAUUUGUUGCGUUCAAAUGUUGUUAACGUAAGCAAGCGCCUCUGUAAAUGAUUAAAUGACCAGUGAUUAGUUGAAAGAAACAGCCGUUUUUUCAUCAUGCAAGAGUGAAAAAUUCCUACGCGGUAACGGCAUUUUCGUAUGCAUAUAUUUCUUUUUAACUUGUAAGUUUAUCAUUUAAGCUUAGUUAUUUCGCGACGGGGUGACUAAAUAAAAAAAAAGUCAAUAUACAUCGAGCGAUUUACACAUACGUUUGCGAAUCGUCGACUACACCCGCCGAAUCAUGAUCAUUUCGCAUUUAAUUGUUGUUCGUUUUCUCAGUUCGCAUAAUGAGACUGAUUUACUUUUAUUUUUCACUCUCUCGCUCUUCAGUAGUAGGAAAAAUAAAGCAUUUCGUAGUUCGUUAAUAAUGGGCGGUCGAGUAUGGGACGCAUACUCGGCGGCCGAAUAAAUGCUGCCACUUGUAAAAAAUUGAUAAUAAAACAUUUUACGUGUAGACAAUGAAA